This is a messenger RNA of Siniperca chuatsi (mandarin fish), 982 nucleotides long. Its product is annotated as U8 snoRNA-decapping enzyme. The coding region runs from base 65 to 745 and encodes 226 amino acids. Gene Ontology annotation, biological process: mRNA catabolic process; sno(s)RNA catabolic process. NCBI's taxonomy places the organism in Eukaryota, Metazoa, Chordata, Actinopteri, Centrarchiformes, Sinipercidae. The transcript has 5 exons. The record is from RefSeq and is a predicted model, not a curated record. Gene Ontology annotation, molecular function: snoRNA binding; phosphodiesterase decapping endonuclease activity. Gene Ontology annotation, cellular component: nucleus.
ACAAGUCAGAAAGAUCUUCUUUUAAGCUUCCUGGUUCUGCAUAUCCUUCCAUAAGCUUUUCUGCAUGCAAGACCACAGACCUUCAAGCCAAUCAAUGACGAGUGGACAGCUGUCGAGGGCGGAGGCCCUGGCAUGCUCAGGCUACAGGUAUGCAUGCCACGUGAUGCUCUACUCUGACACGAAAACUCAGCUGUUUGGGAGAAUUCCCAUCAGACAUAUCAUACUGAUGCAGAUGCGCUUUGAUGGUCUACUGGGUUUCCCUGGCGGGCUUGUUAACCCAUCGGAGGAGACGCUGGAGGCGGGACUUAGCAGGGAAUUGUUGGAGGAGCUGGGUGUGGCUCUUCCUAUAUCAGUAGAAGAUCAUGUGGACUCCUGCCAUGCCCCUUCUUCCUCCCCAUCCUCCUCUUCCCAUCUUAUCACUCACUUCUAUGUGAAGAAGAUGGAGGAGGAGCAGAUUAGGGAGGUGGAGAGAGCGGCUGUAUCCACGGCAACAGAUCAUGGACAGGAGGUUCUAGGAAUGGUCAGAGUCCCGCUCUACACCACGAAAAGCCUUGCGUCUUUCCUGUCGCACUCAUUCAUCUGCAAUGCUCGCGCCCAGCUGGUUGACUCUCUGCUGCGCUUCAACCUAGUCGCCCCCGAGGAGUUACACAAAGCCCUCACACACUCUCUGAAGAUACACACACACACUGCAGAGGACCUGCAAGCGGCCCUCAUGCUGACAGAGGCGAAGAGGAAACGGUUUUGAAGCACACCUGCAUGUGCAUCAGCACAUCCUCUCAAGCAUGCACAUAGAUACAGUUUGGCCAACAGCAGACUCAACACAGUCGUUCAUUCUCACACUUAAUCCUAAACACACACACACACAUUGUCAUAAUGAUUCUGAGCUGGUGACUCAUAAUUGUCUACUGUGUGCAUCAAACAGUUUGGGGAAAACAUUAUCAACUGCUUUACCAUUAAUGGAAAUAAACUAAUUUAAACUGUC